AUCGAACGAGAACUGUCACGGUCGCAACUGGUUCGGCUUCGAUUUGUUCAUCGCAUAAUCUAACGACACAUUUACGUCAUCUCCUUCUCCCUCCUCUGAAAACCCUAAUUCUGUGUCUGAGAGGGCUUUUGCCUGAAGAUCGAAACAGGACCGGAGACAAGCAACGACUUCUCGAGGACUUUUGUCUCAUUUUUAUGAUAAAAUUCUCGAAGAGGGUUCUUCUGAGAUUCUGCUGGUAUGGGUGCGAGCCGCAAGUUACAGGGUGAGAUCGAUCGGGUGUUGAAGAAGGUUCAGGAGGGUGUUGAUGUCUUUGACAGCAUCUGGAACAAGAGGAAAAAACCUGUUUCUUGAUAUGUUUCUGUUUCAGGUUUAUGACACAGACAAUUUGAACCAAAAGGAGAAGUUUGAGGCGGACUUGAAGAAGGAAAUCAAGAAGCUGCAGCGGUAUAGAGACCAGAUCAAGACAUGGAUCCAGUCCAGUGAAAUCAAAGAUAAGAAAGUCAGUGCAUCAUAUGAGCAGUCGCUGGUUGAUGCUCGCAAGCUCAUUGAGCGUGAAAUGGAAAGGUUUAAGAUCUGUGAGAAAGAGACCAAGACAAAAGCCUUCUCCAAGGAAGGACUGGGCCAGCAACCUAAAACGGACCCAAAAGAGAAAGCAAAGGCAGAAACAAGAGAUUGGUUGAACAAUGUGGUGAGUGAACUCGAGUCCCAGAUUGAUAGUUUUGAAGCUGAGUUGGAAGGGCUGUCCGUCAAAAAAGGAAAGACAAGGCCACCCAGAUUGACACAUUUAGAGACAUCCAUUACAAGGCAUAGGGCUCAUAUAAUAAAGUUGGAAUUGAUCUUGAGGCGUCUGGACAAUGAUGAAUUAAGUCCAGAUCAGGUGAAUGAUGUGAAAGAUUUUCUGGAUGACUAUGUGGAACGAAAUCAGGACGAUUUCGAUGAAUUUAGUGAUGUCGAUGAGCUCUAUAACACAUUGCCAUUAGACAAGGUGGAGGGGCUUGAAGAUUUAGUUAUUGCUGGUCCUCUUGUCAAGGGUACCCCUUUGAGCAUGAAGAACACUUUGGCAGCGUCAGCAUCUCAAGUUCACAGUACGAACUCGUCAGUUCCUCAUCCGAGUACUUCUCAAGAUAAAAUGGAAGACACAACUUCACAGGACAGUAGUUCUGAAGUUGUCGUAAAAACCCCUCCUCCCAAAAGUGGCACAAGCCUUCUAUCUACGGCAUUAGCAUCAGCUGGCGGACGGACAACAUCGAAUGUUCCUGUCCCAUCGAUUUCUAAUUCUACUCAAACUGCCGCAGAAAGCAUGGGAAAUUCAUCAUCAGUGACUGCCAAGGAAGAAGAUGCAGCAACCUUACCUGCUCGCAGACCACCCUCCUCAUCUAUGGCUGAUGCUCCAUUAAGGGGCAUCGGUAGAGGUGGUCCCUCCACACAGGCCCAAACGAGCCUGCCAUCUCCCAGUUCAGUAAAUGGAGCUCGUAGUGUUGCUGCUUCAGCCAGUGAAGUAACAAAGAGAAAUAUCAUGGGAGUUGACGGUCCAAUCCAGCCACUUACUUCACCUCUAAGCAAAAUUGCAUUGCCACAAACUGCCAAGGCUAAUGACGGAACUGUCUCUGAUAGCAAUCCCGGUGAUGCUGCUGCUAGCAUCGGUAGAGCUUUUUCACCCUCUAUUGUCUCCGAUGUGCCGUGGAGGCCUGGAGGUUCAUUCCAGAGCCAGAAUGAAAUGAUCCUUGGGAGAGCCGAGAUAGCUCCAGAUCAAAGAGAGAAAUUUUUACAGAGAUUUCAGCAAGUGCAGCAGGGCAAUGGUAACUUUUUAGGUUUACCUUCGCUUUCCGGAGGUACCGAGAAGCUGUUUUCUUCUCAACAACAAAAUCCUCUCUUGCAGCAGAGCUCGUCAAUGUCGCCCCAUGGUGGCCUGGGAAUUAGUGUUCAGGCACCUGGUUUUAACGUCGUUGGUCAUGCCACCUUACAGCAGCAGUCAAAUGCCAUGUCUCAACAAUCCAGCCAGCCCCUUUCUGUCACAGACAUAGACCGAUCGAGAAAUGAUGAACAGCAGCAGCAAAACUUACCAGAUGAUGUGAAUGGUAAUGAGGAUUAUGCUAAAGUACCGUUUGAUCACCAUCUACAGGCAGGAAUGAUGAGCUCCUCGGCUGCAGAUUCAACACAGGUGGUGGCUAGAGAUGAUCCAGAUUUCUCCCCGGGCUUACCUGUACAACCCAGCCAACCUUCCAGCAGUCUUGGGGUCAUUGGACGUAGAAGUGUUGCUGAUCUCGGGGCCAUUGGUGACAACACCGGCGGCUCAGCAGUGCAUAAUGAUCAGAUGCAUCAUCUUCAGUUGCUUGAGGCAGCCUACUAUAGACUUCCUCAGCCUAAAGAUUCAGAUCCUCCAAGGCAUUAUUCUCCGAGGAACCCGGCUCUAACACCUGCAAGCUACCCUCAAGUACAAGCGCCUAUCAUAAAUAACCCUUUGCUCUGGGAACGUUUUGGAAGUGACGCUUAUGGCAUCGAUACUUUGUUCUUUACAUUCUAUUAUCAGCAGAACACGUAUCAACAAUAUUUGGCUGCGAAAGAGCUUAAGAAACAGGCUUGGAGAUUCCACAGGAAAUAUAACACAUGGUUCCAGAGACAUGAAGAGCCAAAGAUUGCCACCGACGAGUACGAACAGGGCACUUACGUUUACUUUGAUUUCCAUAGCUCCAAAGACGAAAGCCAACAAGGAUGGUGCCAAAGAAUCAAACACGAGUUUGCGUUCGAGUACUGUUAUCUUGAAGACGAACUCUCUGUGUAAGAAAGAUGCACAUAGGCAUGUAGUGUUCGACCAUCCCCUUGUCUCGUUUCAUCUGUUUUGUCUCUAUUUCGAUUUCCCCAUUUGUUUUGGUCUCUGAAGCUCUCUAAUGUUUCAUCUUAGGUAAAAAGUUUUACUAAUUUUAAGUUUAACUUCAACCCUUUUACAUAUUCAUUUUGCAGUAAAUUUUAGAUUAUGUA
Messenger RNA from Tarenaya hassleriana, 2979 nucleotides. Its product is annotated as general negative regulator of transcription subunit 3. Bases 305 to 2782 code for a protein of 825 amino acids. Gene Ontology annotation, biological process: nuclear-transcribed mRNA poly(A) tail shortening; regulation of DNA-templated transcription. The record is from RefSeq and is a predicted model, not a curated record. Lineage: Eukaryota; Viridiplantae; Streptophyta; Magnoliopsida; Brassicales; Cleomaceae. Gene Ontology annotation, cellular component: P-body; CCR4-NOT core complex; nucleus. The transcript has 16 exons.